This is a messenger RNA of Lodderomyces pseudojiufengensis, 2628 nucleotides long. Its product is annotated as M1 family metallopeptidase. NCBI's taxonomy places the organism in Eukaryota, Fungi, Ascomycota, Pichiomycetes, Serinales, Debaryomycetaceae. Gene Ontology annotation, biological process: peptide catabolic process; proteolysis. The transcript has a single exon. Gene Ontology annotation, molecular function: zinc ion binding; metalloaminopeptidase activity; peptide binding. Gene Ontology annotation, cellular component: cytoplasm. The record is from RefSeq and is a predicted model, not a curated record. Bases 1 to 2628 code for a protein of 875 amino acids.
AUGUGUGCCUCUGAAUUACGAGAACCGUAUUAUGAGGCAUUACCAACAAAUCUAAAACCAAUUCAUUAUGAUUUAUCAAUUUAUGAUAUAAAUUUAAAGAAUGAUACGUUUAAAGGUGAAGUAUCUAUUGAUUUAGAUGUUUUACAACCAACUAAUGAAUUAAUUUUAAAUUAUAGGGAUAUAUCUGUAACAAAAGAAGAUAUUAAAGUCACAAAUAAUGGAGAUAACAUUAAAAUUGAUUCAAUUGAAGAAAAUAAAUCAAAAGAAUAUUUCAUAAUUAAAUUUAAUCAAACUGUUGAAUCAGGAAAAUUAAAUGUUAUAAUCAAUUAUAAUGCAAUUAUUCAAACUAAUAUGGCAGGAUUUUAUAAAUCAAGUUAUGAAGAUCAAGGAGUUACAAAAUAUAUGUUAAGUACUCAAUUUGAAGCUACUGAUGCAAGAAGAGCUUUUCCUUGUUUAGAUGAACCAUUAUUAAAAUCUACUUUUAAAGUUAAAAUAAUUGGUGAUUCUAAUUGGACAUUUUUAAGUAAUACUCCAGUUGAAUCUGAAACUGAAAUUGAAAAUGGAUUAAAACAAGUUAAAUUUGAACAAACUCCAAUUAUGUCAACUUAUUUAUUAGCUUGGGCAUGUGGAGAAUUUGAAUAUAUUGAAUCAUUUACAAAAGAAAAUUAUAAUGGUAAACCAUUACCAGUAAGAAUUUAUACUACAAAAGGAGGUUAUAUAGAAGAUGCAAAAUUAGCAUCUGAAAUUACUCCUAAAAUAGUUGAUUAUUUUUCAAAAAUUUUUGAAAUUAAAUAUCCUUUAUCUAAAUUAGAUUUAAUUGCUGUUCAUUCUUUUUCUCAUAAUGCUAUGGAAAAUUGGGGACUUAUUACAUAUAGAUCAACUGCUUUAUUAUAUAAUUCUGAAAAAUCAGAUCCAUCAUAUAAACAAAAAGUUGCAUAUGUUGUAGCUCAUGAAUUAGCUCAUCAAUGGUUUGGUAAUUUAGUUACUAUGAAAUGGUGGGAUGAAUUAUGGUUAAAUGAAGGAUUUGCAACUUGGGUUGGUUAUACAGCUGUUGAUUAUUUAUAUCCUGAAUGGGAUAUUUUUAGUGAAUUUGUUAGUACAAGUUUAGAACAAGCAUUAGAAUUAGAUGGUUUAAGAAAUUCUCAUCCAAUUGAAGUACCAGUAGUUGAUGCUUUAGAUAUUGAUCAAGUAUUUGAUGCUAUAAGUUAUUUAAAAGGAGCUUCUACAAUAUUAAUGAUUUCGAAAUAUUUAGGUACAAAUUUAUUUUUAAAAGGUGUUGCAUUAUAUUUAAAAACAAAUAAAUAUAGUAAUGCUACAAGUCAAGAUUUAUGGAAUGCUAUAAGUGAAGUUAGUGGGAAACCUGUUGAUAAAUUAAUGAAUACUUGGAUUAAAGAAGUUGGGUUUCCUAUUGUUAAUGUGGGAAAUUUUGAAGAUGGUUUAAAAUUUAGUCAAUCACGAUUUUUGAAUGGUGGUGAUGUUAGUGAAGAAGAUACUAAAUCAAAAUGGUGGAUUCCAUUAAAUAUAUUGAGUGAGAAUUCCAUAGGAAUUGAUUCAUUUGAUAAAUACGAAAUAGAUUAUAAGAAUUAUCAAUUGGGUGAUUCAAAAUUUAAAAUUAAUAAAGAUACAUCAGGAGUUUAUAGAGUAAAAUAUUCCGAUGAUAUUUUGGAAAAAAAUGUGAUUCCAUAUUUUGAAGAAUUUUCAAGUAGGGAUCAAGUAGGUAUUAUUGCUGAUUUUGCGGCUACAGCAUGUUCAGGUAAUAAUUCAACUGUUAAAUUUUUGAAAUUCAUAAAUACAAUCGUACCGAAAUUAAAAGAUGAUUAUGUUGUAUGGUUAGAGUUAGGAAAAAAUUUAGGAAAUUUUGCUAAUGUAUUUACAAGUAAAGAUUCCAAUGAAUCAAUAAAAACAUUUUUACAAAAUGUAUAUUCAAAAAAAGCUAUUGAAAUAAUUGAAGAUUUACAAAAAAAUAAAAUUGAUGAUUCAGAUUUUUUAAAAGUUAAAUUCAGAUCUGAAAUUUUAACAAAAGCUGGAAGACUAGAUAUUCCUAAAGUUUAUGAAUUUGCACUUGAAUUAUUUAAUAACCCAACAACAAUUCAUCCAUCAUUAAGAUUAUUUGUAUAUACAGCUAUAGCAUCAUCUUCUAAUUUCACACAAGAACAAUUUAAUGAAAUAAUGAAACAAGUCACAAAUCCAACAUCAUUAGAUUCUAGAGAAUUAGCUUUAACUGCAUUAGGAUCAACCAUAAAUCCUGAAUUUAUUGAAAAAUUAUUAAAUUCUUUGAUAGAUCCUAAAAUUCUUCCACCAAUGGAUUCACACUUUUUAGGAAAACCAUUAAGUUUAAAUUCUAAAACUAAAUAUAAAUUUUUAGAUUUUUUUCUACAACAUUAUGAUUCAAGUUUUUAUAAAAUAAUGUCAACUAAUAUGGUUGUACUUGAUAGAUUUAUAAAAAUAACUUUAAGAAAUUAUUCAUUACAAUUUGAAUUAGAUAAAAUUAAUAAUUUUUUUAAAAGUAGAGAUAUUCAUGGAUUUGAAAGAGCUUUGAAGCAAGCUUUAGAUAAUAUUAAAAUUAACGAAAAUUGGUUGAUUAGAGAUCGUGAAGAAGUUGAAAAAUUUUUAACUAAGUUGGAUUAA